Molecule: messenger RNA, 1203 nt
Organism: Panicum hallii
Lineage: Eukaryota; Viridiplantae; Streptophyta; Magnoliopsida; Poales; Poaceae
Product: putative cyclin-D7-1
Exons: 4
Coding region: 1-1203 (400 amino acids)
Biological process (GO): mitotic cell cycle phase transition; regulation of cyclin-dependent protein serine/threonine kinase activity
Cellular component (GO): cyclin-dependent protein kinase holoenzyme complex; cytoplasm; nucleus
Molecular function (GO): cyclin-dependent protein serine/threonine kinase regulator activity
Source: RefSeq, a predicted model, not a curated record
AUGGAAGACGACGACGACCGCCGGAGCCUGCAGGUGGUCAACAGUCUCUACUGCCACGAAGAGCCACUCCUCGUCUCCUCCACGCCGACGCCUCCUCCUCCUCCUGCUGCUGCUGCUGAUGAUGAUGAUACCACCACAAGCAGAAGCAGCAGCUGCAGCUGCAGCUGCAGCAGUACUAGUGUUCUACCACCACCACACCAGCCGCCGGAGAUCGUCGUCGGAGGUGAUCAUCAUCAGGAAAAACGACAACGACAAUUACUAGCAGCGGAAGAAGAGGAGGCAGCAGUGCGUUACAUGGUGGCGAGGCAGGGAUGCUAUGCGCCCAGCAGAGGCUGCUACCUCCACCAUCUGCUGUCGUCUGCUGGUGGUCAUGGCGGUGUGGCCGCCGCUCGCUCCAUGGGAGUCCACUACAUCAUCUAUGUAAUUAACAAGUUGGGGCUUGCGGCGUCGACGGCCUUCAACGCGGUCAACUAUCUGGACAGAUUCCUCUCCAUCAACUGCCAUCUGCAGAGGUGGGACGAGUCGUGGAUGGUUGAACUGGUGAGCGUCGCCUGCUUGUCCGUCGCAUGCAAGCUGGACGAAGUAAACAUCCCAUCACUCCACCAUCUCCAGAUGGAGGAGGUGCUGGGGCACUCUUUCCGGUCGGCGACGGUCCGGGACAUGGAGCUGACGCUGCUCAAGGCCCUCCAAUGGCGCCUCGCCUGCGUCACGCCAUUCUCCUUCCUCCACUACCUCAUCAUACCACCACCAUCAUCAGCCUCUGCUGCUCGCUGCACUCGCCUCCUCCUCCGCUCCCUCGCGGAGCCCUCGUUGCUCCUCCGCUUCGAUCCCUCCGUCAUCGCCGCCUCUGCGAUCCGCUGCUGUGUGGGUCUGCACCACCACCACCAGCAGGAUUAUUCCUCCAGCAGCGAUGCCAUCAGCCGCCUGCUGCUGCUCAUCCGUCCAGCAGAUUGCCCAACGAAGGAUGAUGAUGAGUGCUUCAAGAUGAUGCAAGCACUACUCCACGAAGAAUCCUGCUGCUGCUUGGAUCAUUAUCCCUACAUCAGUGAGAGUGAGCAGCAGCAGCCGCAGUACUCCAGCGGCAGCCCAGUUCCAGGUCAGCAAACCAUUGCGGCGGUCAACAGGUCAGCAUCAGUCGUCAGCCGUCGCUUGUUCGCCGGAUCAACUAACAGCACAUACACCAGGGCGACCAAGCAACCAUGA